Messenger RNA from Condylura cristata (star-nosed mole), 2489 nucleotides. RefSeq names its product zinc finger protein 345-like. The record is from RefSeq and is a predicted model, not a curated record. NCBI's taxonomy places the organism in Eukaryota, Metazoa, Chordata, Mammalia, Eulipotyphla, Talpidae. Bases 91 to 1734 code for a protein of 547 amino acids. The transcript has a single exon.
ACCCGUACUACAAAGAAACUGUUUGGCUCUAAACACUGUGUGAAAACUUUCUCAGGGAAGACUGCCGUCACUGCACAUCCGCAAUCUCAAAUGGGAGUGAAGCAUUAUAAAUGUAAGCAAAUUAAGAAAACUUUCUCAGAGAAGUCAGCUGUUAGUGUUCCUCAGAGAAGGGAUCCAAAGGAGAAACGCUGUGAAUGUCUAGAGUGUAGGAAAACUUUCUCCUGUAAACCAGCCCUCAGUAAACAUCAGAAGACUCACACAGGAGAGAAACCAGAUGAAUGUCGACAUUGUAGAAAGUCUUCAUACUACAAGCCUGACCUUGGUAACCAUGAGAAGGCCGAUGCAGGAAAGAAAGCCUAUGAAUAUGAAAUGUGUACAAAAACUUUUUACAGAAAAUCAGCCCUCACUUACCGUCACCAGUCAAACUUGGCAGAGAAACCAUAUGAAUAUCAAGGCCGUACCAAUUUGUAUUCUUGGAAGCUAUCCAAUAUUGUACAUCAGAGAAAUCACACUGAAGGGAAAUGUCACACUGGAUCGAAGCCCUAUGAGUGUCAAGAGUGUGGGAAAAGUUUUUCCAGUAAGUUCUACCUCACUGGACAUAGAAGAACUCACACUGGAGAGAAGCCUUAUGAGUGUCAAGAGUGUGGGAAAACUUUUUCCUUAAAGUCAAACCUCAAUAAACACCAGAAAUGUCACACUGGAGAGAAGCCCUAUGAAUGUCAAGAGUGUGGGAAAACUUUUUCCAGCAAGUCACGUCUCACUGGACAUCAGAGAAUUCACACUCGAGAGAAGCCUUUUGAAUGUCAAGAAUGUGGGAAAACCUUUUGCACUAAAUUUGUCCUCACUGGACAUCAGAGAUGUCACACUGGAGAGAAGCCCUAUGAAUGUCUAGAUUGUGGGAAAUGUUUUUCCUUAAAGUCAAAUCUCAAUAAACAUCAGAAAUGGCACACUGGAGAGAAGCCUUAUGAAUGUCAAGAGUGUGGGAAAACUUUUUACACUAAGUCACGUCUCACUGGACAUCAGAGAAUUCACACCGGAGAGAAACCCUAUGGAUGCCAGGUGUGUAGUAAGGCUUUCCGCAGUAGCUCAGGCCUUCUUAGUCAUAAGGUGAUUCACACAGAAGUGAAACCCUAUGCAUGUCAAGAGUGUGGGAAAACUUUUUCCACUAAAUCACGUCUCACUGCACAUCAGAGAAUUCACACUGUAGAGAAGCCCUAUGAAUGUCAGGAGUGUAAGAAGACUUUCCGUAGCAGGUCAAGCCUUUAUCGUCACAAGAAGACUCACAGAGGAGUGAAGCCCUAUGAAUGUCAGCAGUGUGGAAAAAUGUUUUCCAGUAAGUCAGACUUAACUAGACAUCAGAGAUGUCACACUGGAGAGAAACCAUAUGAAUGUGAAGAGUGUAGGAAAACUUUCUCCAGGAAAUCAAAUCUUACCCAACAUCAGAGGAGUCACACAGGAGAGAAACCCUAUGAAUGUCAGGAAUGUGGGAAAAAUUUUUCCUGUAAGUCAAACCUCACAGUACAUCAGAGAUGUCACAGUAGAAAGAAACCUCAUGAAUGUAAAGAGUGUGGAAAAACUUUUUCAAAGAAGUCUGAACUCAGUGGCCAUCAGAGAAGUCACACUGGAGAGAAGCCCCAUGAAUGUGAACAAUGUAGGAAGGAUUUAUGCUGGAAGUUGUGUUUUGCCCGACAUCAGAGGAGUUGUACAGGAGAGAAGUUCAAUGAAUGUCAGUAGUGCAGAAAGACGUUCUCCAAUAAGUGAGCCUUGAGUAACCAUCACAUAAUGUGCCCUGGAGGAAAUCCUAUGAAAGAAAAGACUAGUAAAAUCAGGCCUUGCUGUUCAUUCUAGGUGAUACUCUGCACAGAAAUUCUGUGAAUGUCAAGAUUAUAGGUAAGCGCUCUCCUACAAAUCAGGCCUCAUUGGACAAUAGAGAAUUGUCACAUGAGAGAAACCCCGUGAAUGUCAAGAGUGGAGGCAAACACUUAGCUUUUAGGGAAGCUCAUGACCUAUUUUUUCUACCCCCGUCUCUGUUGCAAAAUUGUUGAUGUCUUUUCCAUCAACCUAGUAUCUCAAAAGAUAGUUCUGAGUGCAGAUCAGAGAAUUCACACACAGAUAACUUCUUAUUAGUGUCUAGAGUGGAGGGAAACAUUUUCCUGGAGGAAGCCAUCAGUCUGCCUGUAUAGAUAAUUCACUGGUGAGCUGUCUGUGAGUACCCCAAAUAUAGUAAAGGUUUCUACUGAAAAUCAGGUUGACUGGAUAGCAGAAAACUCGGAGGAGAUAAGCCCUUUGCUUAUCAGUACUGCAGGGUCACUUUCUGCCAGAGGAGCUCUUGCUGCAUGGGCCGUCACACAGAGAGACACCCUAUGGGGUAACCUGUGUAGGAAACACGGAAGUCACCCUGCAGGGAUCCUAGAGAUUAUGCGGAGCAGGGGAGCACUGUCUGGUAGAGACUUUGCCUGUAUUUACACAGCAUUUUUAUUCUGGCGGGC